Abrus precatorius (Indian licorice) is the source of this 1050-nucleotide messenger RNA. Its product is annotated as probable serine/threonine-protein kinase PBL10. Gene Ontology annotation, molecular function: ATP binding; protein kinase activity. The record is from RefSeq and is a predicted model, not a curated record. Lineage: Eukaryota; Viridiplantae; Streptophyta; Magnoliopsida; Fabales; Fabaceae. The coding region runs from base 1 to 1050 and encodes 349 amino acids. Gene Ontology annotation, biological process: protein phosphorylation. The transcript has 6 exons.
AUGGGGAAAUGUAAGAAAGGUGAAAGGCAUGGAGAUAUGCCAAUUCCAAAGGACUGGAAUGUUUUGAAAAUAGAGAAGGGUAUAGUGCUGGAGGCAUGUAAGCUGAAGUGUUUUACCUAUGAUGUAUUGAAAAAUGCAACUCAAAAGUUCAACUGUCAAAACUUGAUUGGCCGAGGAGGCUUUGGUGAUGUUUAUAAAGGAUAUCUCACUUACAGUACCAUGGAUGCUGCAAGAUCAAAUGAGGGCUUUCCAAUAGCUGUUAAGAUAAUCAGGAGGCAAGGAGCACAAGGCGAUGAAACAUGGCUGAAUGAAGUGACAUAUUUGAGCAAAAUAAAUCAUUCAAACGUGGUGAAGCUCAUAGGAUUUUGCUAUGAGGAUGAGCAUAGAAUGCUGGUUUUUGAAUACAUGACUGGUGGAAGCUUGGCGGAUCAUCUCUUGGAAGAAGAAAGUGACUCAAAGCUAAAUUGGACUAGAAGGAUCAAAAUAGCAGUAGGGAUAGCACGAGGUUUGGAUUAUCUUCACACCUAUGGAAGACCUCUCAUUCAUCGUGAUAUCAAAAGUUCCAAUGUCCUUCUUGAUGAUAACUUCAAUGCAAAGAUCUCAGACUUUGGACUGGCUAGAUAUGGACCUGAAGGUAGCCUUACCCACGUGUCCACCAGAGUUGUUGGCACUAGAGGCUAUUUUGCCCCGGAAUACAUAACCAGAGGGCAUUUGACACCUAAAGCGGAUGUAUACAGCUUUGGAGUGGUUCUGCUAGAGAUUUUAUCCGGCUAUGAUGCAGUCAGAAAACAUUCAGAAGGAGCAAUGGGGGAUCUUGCUCAGUGGGCAAAACCAUUUCUAAGAAACAAGGUGGAGCUGCCCUAUGUUAUUGACAAGAGCCUUGGAAACAAUGUUUCAAUCAAAGCAGUCUCCGAAUUUUCUGAAAUAGUACUCAGCUGCCUCUGUUGUAGUCCCAAAAAGAGACCAACAAUGGCCGAAGUUGUGGUUAGCUUAGAAAAACUAGAGCAAAAUUUGGAACAUCAUAAUCAGAGAUUACAUGGUAGCAUCUGA